This is a messenger RNA of Metopolophium dirhodum (rose-grain aphid), 1614 nucleotides long. RefSeq names its product sperm-associated antigen 6-like. Bases 1 to 1614 code for a protein of 537 amino acids. Gene Ontology annotation, molecular function: microtubule binding. NCBI's taxonomy places the organism in Eukaryota, Metazoa, Arthropoda, Insecta, Hemiptera, Aphididae. The transcript is spliced from 10 exons. The record is from RefSeq and is a predicted model, not a curated record. Gene Ontology annotation, biological process: cilium movement. Gene Ontology annotation, cellular component: microtubule cytoskeleton.
AUGAGUCCGCCUUCGAAUUACCACGUACAAAAAAUAUUCGACACCUACGCCAAAAGUCAGCUGACAUUCGUGCAGAACUUCGCGGAACAGGCGAACAAACUGGCGUACGCCGAAUGUCUUCGCGAGAGUCACGCGGUCGAGAUAGUACAGCCGCUUUUGGACAACAUCGACCCUGAGGUGAGGGUGACAGCGGUGCUGGGCUUGUCGAGACUGGCCGGCAAUAGUCGGUCGUGUGCCAAACAAAUACUGUGUGCGAACAAUCUACUGAAAGGGCUGCUCGGACAGAUCACCGAUGAAGACAAAUCUUACAAAAAAAGUUGCAUGAAACUCAUUCGGAAUCUAAGUAAACACUUGUCGUCGUGUUCUGAAAUGAUAUUAAGCGGAUGUGAUGGAAUACAUGCUAUUUUAACAUGUAUGAAAGACUUAGAUGUAUUAGUCAGAGAAGUAGCUUUGCAAGCAAUUAGUUCCAUCGCUGGCCAAGAUCCCAGUAUUUCAGUACUCAUCAUAAGUUCUGGUAUAUUGCCUCAAAUUGUCCAAAGCUUAAAAGAGGAACGAGACAAUUUUAAAUUACAUGCUUUGACCACUUUAAGCGAGAUAGCUAAACACAACCAAAAAUUAGCCAAAAAAAUUGUGGACAUGAAUACUUUACCUCAAGCAGUAAUAUUUUUAUCAAAUAAUUAUAUCACAGAAGUCAAACUUCAGGCAAGUGCAUUAGCAUUGAUAAAAAACAUUGCUAAGCACUCGUUGACUUUAACCGAAACAGUAAUCGAGUCAAACAUAUUUCCGGAAGUACUGCUGCUGAUGGCGCAUCCAGACGAAUCUAUACGUUACAAUUCGGCUGAAGUCGUUUAUGAAGUAGUCAAACAUUCUGUCGAAAUUUCUAAGAUGAUCGUGACUACUGGCGGUAUAGUUUCAUUAUUGAACGUAAUUUUGAAUAGCAAAGAAUAUCCUUCUACUCCAGCUAUACUCGCGUUGGGAUACAUUUCCUCCAUGUCACCAUUACUCGCGACGGCUGUUAUCAAGUCCAAGGUAUUGAAACAUUUGACCGCCGUCCUAAAAAGCGAUACAGAUAACGAUUGUUUGAAAGCCGGUACAGCUUGGACAUUAGAAAUGAUAGGUCAACACGGUGCUAAACAUUCGAAAUCCGUUUUUGCUUGCAACGCCGUGAGCGCUAUGAUUGAUGUUUACAUUGACACAAGUCCGACACUCGAUGCCCAUCAUAAAUGCAAAAGUGCCAUUCAAAUCAUACUGAGCAAAUGCGAAGACUUUGCUGCUUUAGAACAUUUGUUGACACCAUCAACUCCUAUAAAAAUAAUGCCGCACAUACUUUUUAAAAUAAGCAAAAUGUUACCAAAAAGCUUUAAAGCACGGCGAAUUUUUAUUAAACGGGGACAUUUGAAAAUGAUUCAAAACCUUAAACCAGAUAUUAAUUCACAUUUGUAUCAUGUUAUCAAAGCUGUUAAUUGUUGUUUCCCAGAGACUAUACUACAAAUGAUAGCUGGAGACAUUCCAGAAUCGGUUUUGAAAAAAUUGGACAAGUAUGUGCCAAAAAGUCAAUGUUUGUUAUACGAUCCUGAUAUAAAAGUUAGCAACAUUUUCACCAAUCCUGUUUAG